AUGAGCCACGCAAAGACGACACGGAGCGCGACCUCCCUGGAGGGGCUGACUUUCCAGAACACCACACGAGCCAGAGUCGACGCGGUCAAAGAGACGACACCGCCGGGCCUCUCGCCAAUGCAACGAUUCAUGGCCGAGGACAUCCAAGUUCAGCCGUGGAACGGCCUGAGUUCUGGCCUCGCUCACCAUGUCACCCCACAUAAGAAGAGAAGCCAUGUGAGCAGCACACGGAGAAAGUGGCCCGUCCUCGCAAAUCCAUCGUCAACAGAUGGCUCGGUGUCGAGAGUUGAUGCAGUAGCCUCCGAGCUCGCUGUAUCUCAACCUCCCAGCGGUCAAACAACCGGCCGCUCCCGAGUAGAACACCAGGAGAAGCCCCAGAUCGCACAGGACCUGAAGUACGUCGGUCAGAUCUUUGCGGAAGACAGAGUGGGAAAAAGAGACAGCGGGCCCACAUGA
Molecule: messenger RNA, 456 nt
Organism: Fonsecaea pedrosoi CBS 271.37
Lineage: Eukaryota; Fungi; Ascomycota; Eurotiomycetes; Chaetothyriales; Herpotrichiellaceae
Exons: 1
Coding region: 1-456 (151 amino acids)
Source: RefSeq, a predicted model, not a curated record